AUGAACAAUGGAUGGGGAUUUCUUUCUGAUGAAGAAAAAGGAGGCAUGUUACUUACUUUGGACACAAGUUCAAGCUUUGAAAACCUAAAGGUUAUGGUGUGUGAAGACUUUGGAAUUGAUAUAAACAUGGUCAAUAUAGAGCUGGGUUAUUUACCUUCCGAUUUGAUCAAUAGCAUCUACUCACCCCCUGUUAUCAUCACCAGUGAUCGGCAAGUUAGAAAUUUUCUUACAUAUGUAAAGAACAAAGCUUCGACGCAGUUGUGUGUGAGUACUCAAGCCCCUAACAUAGCGGAAGAAGGUACUGAGUCUCCUAACGGAGAGGAAGAGACUAUGGAGUCUGACGAUUCAGGUGAUAUGGAGUCUGACGAUGCAGCUGAUAUGGAUUCAGAAGAAGAUAUUGAGGUACCUGAUAGUGAAGAUGACAAAAAGUGUGACAAAGAGAAGAUCAAUGAAGAUAGUGUUUGCUUCUCUUUGGUGGAUGUUGUGAAGAAGGGUCAAUCUUUUAGUUCCAAAACACUUUUGAAGGCAGCAUUCGAAAUAUGUGCAAUGAAACAUAAUUUCGACUACGUGGUUGCCAGAUCGGAUAAAAAAGUGUGGUACAUUCGUUGGUCAGAUGAUGAUUGCAGCUGGCGUGUUCGUGCAGAGGGAUUAACAGGGUCAUCAUAUUUUAUCAUCAAAAAGUAUGUACCUGAUCAUUCAUGUGCUGCAUCCAAUAGGAAGGGUUCUGUUAGGACAGUUUCAGCAAAAACAGUGGGUACUCUGAUUAUGCAUAAGUAUGAAACUGCUAAAGAAGGGCCGAGAUCGAAUGAUAUAAUCCAGUAUAUACAUAUGGUACAUGGAGUUGAGAUAUCCUAUUCUUUGGCGUGGGAUGCACGUGAAUAUGCAAUCAACGCAGUGAAAGGUAUUCCAGAGAAAGGUUAUGAAAAAAUUCCUAAAUACUUGCAUAUGAUGAAGGAAGCUAAUCCAGGGUCACACACGUUUUAUGAAAGGGAUACAAAAGGGGAAUUCAGAUUCCUCUUCAUCUCGUUUGGUCAGAGUGUUUGUGGUUUCUAUGCUGCAAUUCGAAAAGUUAUUGUAGUGGAUGGGACGUUUUUGAAGAGCAAAUACAAAGGAGUAUUACUAGUGGCUACUACAUUAGAUGGAAACUCGAGUUUAUAUCCUAUUGCCUUUGGGGUUGUCGACUCAGAGAAUGACCUCGCGUGGAACUGCGGGAAAGGUGUGGUUGGUUUGGUUGCAAAGGCUUCUAAAGCUUAUCGAGCAGCUGAUUUUCGUAAGGUGUUCACUGCUAUUUUCGCUAUUAGUCCUGAAAUUGGAAAUUAUCUCAUAGAUACCGAUGUAAGGAGGUGGGCUCGUUGUCAGUUUCCGGGUUACAGAUAUGAUAUUAGGACUACUAACCCUGUGGAUUCAAUAAAUGUUGCUUUGCGUACGCCUAGAGAGUUUCCAGUGAUACCUUUGUUGGACAACAUUAGGGAAAUGAUGACUCGAUGGUUUUUCAAACGUAGAACUUUAAGUUCUAAGCAUUCGAAGCCACUGACCAUUGUUGCGGAGAAGAAGAUUGACAGAAGGAUUGAGAAGGGUAAAACGUUUAAGGUCUUUCCAGUUAGCGAUCAUAGGUUUUUAUUUCAAGGUGACACUUUCGACUGCUCGGUUAACUUGGUCAGACGCACGUGUUCUUGUGGAAAAUUUGAUCUGAUGAAAAUCCCAUGCAGGCGCGCCAUAAAACCAGGCUUCAGUGUUGGAAUAUGA
This is a messenger RNA of Brassica oleracea var. oleracea, 1746 nucleotides long. RefSeq lists its product as uncharacterized. The record is from RefSeq and is a predicted model, not a curated record. The transcript is spliced from 2 exons. Lineage: Eukaryota; Viridiplantae; Streptophyta; Magnoliopsida; Brassicales; Brassicaceae. Bases 1 to 1746 code for a protein of 581 amino acids. Gene Ontology annotation, molecular function: zinc ion binding.